Pneumocystis murina B123 is the source of this 1824-nucleotide messenger RNA. RefSeq lists its product as hypothetical. The record is from RefSeq and is a predicted model, not a curated record. Gene Ontology annotation, biological process: mRNA splicing, via spliceosome. Gene Ontology annotation, molecular function: RNA binding. The transcript is spliced from 12 exons. NCBI's taxonomy places the organism in Eukaryota, Fungi, Ascomycota, Pneumocystomycetes, Pneumocystales, Pneumocystaceae. The coding region runs from base 1 to 1824 and encodes 607 amino acids. Gene Ontology annotation, cellular component: nucleus.
AUGAACACAUUAAAUGGGGAAAAUCAGAUAAGUUAUGAAUAUAAAUGUAGAAGAGAGGAAGAAUAUCGUUGUUUUGGUGGUUCACAACGUAACGAACGAUCAGAUAGAGGGUAUCAUGGGACAUCAUAUAAAAAAAGAAUUUAUGAAGAAGGACCGGGAGAACCAAAUAUUCAGGUUAUUUUUCAGGGUCUUGAGUCUCAUAUUAUUGAGAUAGAUAUUCAAAGAGCGAUUGAAGAACGAGGUGGACAGAUAGAAAAUGUGAUUUUGAUACGUAAUAGAGAGACAAGAGAAUCGCGUUGUUUUGCAUUUGCGAAGUUUAUUUCUCUUGAACAUUCAAAGCAAUUUAUAGAAGCAAAUUAUCCAUUUUUAUACAUAGGAAAUCAUCGGGUUAAGAUAUCAUAUAGUAAAGAAAAUAAGUGGGAGGAGGAUGGAUGGAUUUGUUUUAGUUGUGGAAUUAAUAAUUAUCCUCGCCGAGAAGUUUGUUUUAAAUGUGGAAUACCGAAGCAGGAUGUGACGGUUGCAGGGAAUUUGACACAUUCAGCGCCAUUAGUAUUGAAUGAUGGAAGUCAAGAUAUAGCAACUACACCUUCACAGUUUUUAUUAUUAAGAAAAUUGGAUCUUUUAACUACAGAAGAGCUUAUUGUUAAAGGAAUGGCAAAGCUACAAGUGCCAAUUGUACGAGUGCUUUUGAUUCGUGACCGAAUGACACGUCAAAGUUGGGGAUUUGCAUUUGUUGAAUAUGCAGAUGUAAAUGGAUCUAAAAAAGCUUUGGCAAAUGCUAUGAGCCUUACCUCAAACAAAGGGUUUACUAUUUCAUCAAAAACGAUCGAAUUAUCCUUUAUUCAUGGCGGUGUUUUUGUUCCUGUUUAUGAUCAAAAAAACGAAUUUGCAUUUAAAUCGAGUAAAAAUGGUCAAUUGCUUGCGUAUUGGGAUGAAAAAGGAUUUACAUCAGAAUAUUGUCCAGAAUCACAAAAAUCGAAAGAUGAAUCAAAUGCACUUCCCGGCGAAAUAAAUGUUUCUAUAGGAUCUAACGCUACUUGUUCGGACAAUAUUGUCUCUAUGAAGGAACCCAGUUUUUCAACAAAAGAUGCUUCAACUAGUUUAAAAAGAGGUGUGAAUACCGUAUGCGAACAGAAAAAACAAAAAAAAAGAUGUGAUAAUUCAUCAAUAAAGAUGGCACCUCAUUUGCAGAAAUGGGCAGUAAAGCAGCAAGAAUUACGAACAGGACAAGUUGAAAAUGAAAAAAUAGAUGAAAUCUUUUCUGAUUUAAAUCUUAUGGCAUGCUUACUUUGCCAAAGAAAGUUUAAAUCAGAAAAGGAAAUACGUCAGCAUGAAAAAUUAUCCGAAUUGCAUAAGAAAAAUUUGACAGAUGAAGAUCUCAAAGCACAAGCCAGACAACGUUUAAAGAAAGUUUCUACAAAAAAAGAUACUGAAGUAGAAAGUUUAAAUGAUAGUAAUUAUAGAGAUAGGGCUCAAGAACGUCGUAUUGCAUUUAAUCAGCCUUCGAAACCAGAUGUUCCAUCUCAUAAUUCAAAGAAAAAUAUAAUAAACUCAUCUCCAAAGAUACCAGAAGAACCUGCAAACAUAACAAAAGGAAAAGGUGCUGCCAUUCUUGGAAAAAUGGGAUGGACAGAAGGAAUGGGUUUAGGAUUAGAAGGUAAAGGUAUUUCCAAACCACUUAAUCCAGAGAUGUACCAAGAAGGUGCUGGUCUUGGUUCUCUAGGAGCAAAGUUAGGAGAUAAUCCACGUCCAAGUGAUUAUGCUGCUUAUGUUCGAUCGGUUAAAGAUCGUGCUAAGCGAAGAUAUGAAACGGAGGGCCUGUAA